Molecule: messenger RNA, 1865 nt
Organism: Erigeron canadensis
Lineage: Eukaryota; Viridiplantae; Streptophyta; Magnoliopsida; Asterales; Asteraceae
Product: protein TIC 55, chloroplastic
Exons: 3
Coding region: 126-1709 (527 amino acids)
Biological process (GO): protein targeting to chloroplast
Cellular component (GO): chloroplast
Molecular function (GO): 2 iron, 2 sulfur cluster binding; chlorophyllide a oxygenase activity
Source: RefSeq, a predicted model, not a curated record
UGUGUGGCCAAAAAUGGUGAUCCGACACAAGAAGCAACCUUUCUUUCUUCACCUCUUCAAAAUGCCAACUACUCCUUGUUAAAAGCUCCCCAUUUUCUUCUUUCUCAUUCUGAAACCCACACAAAAUGACGGCUCUCUUACUUCACCACCCAUUAGUCUUCUACAAUAAAUCAUUACCCAAGAGUCCUUCAAUCACUAGCAUCCCAAAAUCAACACCACCACUUGGCAAAAAACCAACAAGAAAAUGGGCACUCAAUUGUGCUGCAACAGCAGGAAAAGAAGAAGACGGUGGUGUGCUUGUUGGUGAAGAGAGAGGGAGGGUUGACGUGGUGGAUUAUGAUUGGACAGAAGAAUGGUAUCCUUUAUAUCUAACUAAAAAUAUACCUGAAGAUGCUCCUUUGGGUUUGACUGUCUUUGAUAAACAAGUUGUUUUGUAUAUUGAUGGUAAUGGUGACCUCCAUUGUUACGAAGAUCGAUGCCCUCACAGGUUAGCGAAACUUUCCGAGGGACAGUUGGUUGAUGGAAGACUAGAAUGUUUGUACCAUGGUUGGCAGUUUGAAGGCGACGGAAAAUGCGUUAAGAUUCCUCAGCUUCCUGCAAAUGCGAAAAUUCCUCGUUCUGCUUGCACCAAAACAUACGAGGUAAAGGACUCCCAAGGUGUCGUAUGGAUAUGGAUGUCACACAAAACCCCACCAAACCCUAGCAAAAUUCCAUGGUUUGAGAACUUUGCCCGUCCCGGUUUCAAAGAUUUUUCAACCACACACGAGCUUCCUUAUGAUCAUUCCAUUCUUCUUGAGAACCUAAUGGACCCCGCCCACGUCCCUAUUUCACAUGAUAGAACCGACUGGAGUGCCAAACGUGAAGACGCGCAGCCAUUAGCUUUCAAAAUCAAAGAAAGAACUGAUCGUGGGUUCAGCGGCUGGUGGGGCCGGGAAGCUGAUAAUUCCACACCAAAUUUUUUAAAGUUUGAGGCUCCGUGUAAUCUUCAAAACAAUCGUGAGAUUGUGGAUAAAGAUGGGGUGACAAAUUAUUUCUCUGGCCUAUUCUUAUGCAGACCAACGGGUCAAGGAAAGUCAAUGCUUAUUGUUAGAUUUGGAAGCACAAAGAGAUCACCACUAGCAAACUUAUUUCCUGAAUGGUAUUUCCAUCAAAACGCAGGAAAAGUGUUCGAACAAGAUAUGGGAUUUUUAUCUUCUCAAAACGAGAUCUUAAUGAAAGAAAAAGUACCCACUAAAGAACUUUAUAUAAACUUAAGAUCUUCAGAUACAUGGGUAGCCGAGUAUAGAAAAUGGAUGGAUAAAGUCGGGCAUGGGAUGCCAUAUCAUUUUGGGCACAGUACUAUUUCAAUGCCAACAGAGGCAGCAGUUGUGGAACAUGCUCCUGCUGGUUUUGUUGCUAGUAUUGCAGCUUCUUCGCCUGCAAAGGGAGGUAUUGGCAUAAAAUAUGCACCAAAUCUUGCCAAUAGGUAUUUUAGGCACGUAGUUCAUUGUAAAGGAUGCAGAAGUGUUGUAAAAUCGUUUGAGGCAUGGAAGAAUGGUCUGUCUGUGGUAGCUGCAGUAUCAGUGACUUUUGCAAUCUUGUUAAACGGGAGGCAGUGGAAGGCGCUUUUGUUGUUGGCAACAGCGGUGUGCAUGGGUGGGGCCUACAUGUGCUCGACGGUUGUUGCAAUGAACACAACCAAUUUCAUAAGAACUCAUAGGAGAUUAUAGAAAGAAGAAUAUAUUUUGCUCAAUUUUGUGGAUGGAAUCAUUGCUUGAAACUCCUGUCCUGGAUUUGCUAAAUGUACCAAAAUUAUCAUACUUGUAAUGCAAUAUGUACAUACAAGAUUUUAGGGUAGCUAUAUAUAAUGAUCGAUCAUGGUUGAA